AUACAACUGUAUAUACAGAUACACAGCCAGGUAUCAGAUCAGUACUCAGUAUCGGGAAGAGAAAAAGGGUAUCGUAUGUAAGUUGCUGAAUGAGUAGUAUUGCUGAAUCAACAUUAAAAACUAAAAAAAAAAAAAAAAACUUUUAUACCAAUUAUAUAAUGCCCAUUCAUGCUUAACAAUAAUGAACUCCAACUGAAAGUGGGCUAUUCAUUUAAAGUGCAGGGCUGGCCUUCACCUAAGUAGGGUGUGUCUACUGACAGCGGUUGUAAACUCUUUCAAUGAGGAACUGCUGGCUAGUUACAAGAAAGACUGGUCUGUUGAUUGUUCUGAUUUCAGCCUUGGAUUAAGCCAUACCAUGGAAACAUCAAUCCCUUCGCUCCUGCUGGUUUUGUGGCUCAAGAGUUUGCUGAACUGGCUGGUGGUCGUGGUGCAGCGGCACUACAUGACCAGGAGCUUCUCAGGAUUCUUCUGCAUUUCCUUGGCACUGAUAGACAGUCUCUUGAGUUUUGCCCUUGGGGCUAUUUUCUAUCUGGAAAACUUCAACAUUUCAGGCUGGCACUUCACUAGGUAUCACAUAUGCCUGCUGGCUCAGAUUGCUUGUUUUAUCUACGAUGCGCUCCACUGGCCAGUGUUCCUCCUUGUAGGACUAGACAACUUUUGGACACUAUCAUCAAGCUCAACCCACACAUCCUGGAAACAAAAGCUAACUUACCUGGCUGGAGCGUGCCUCCUUUGGAUUGUAGCAGCUUUGUACGUUUUCUGGGAGCCUGAUUUUGUUCUGUUGAUAGGAGAUGCUGAGGAGCACCAGUGCCAGCUGUUUAGUAGAUCUCAGAGCUCUCCGGUUCUCGUGCUGCUGACGGUCACCUGCGUCAUUCUUUACUCGUAUGCUCCGUUUGAGAGAUGGAGGGUGCAUGUGUUUCAGCAUUCCACUCAACAAAGCUGCUUGGUUUGUUUAAGGCGCGCCAUGCACACGUUCCUGAGCACGUGGUCCUCGUUCCUCGCACUGAUGAUCAUCUCGCCGCUGCUGCAGAUAGAGAUGCACGCGCACCUGCAGCUGAACGUCAUCUGGCUGUGUUUCCUCAACAGCUUUUUCGUCGCUUUGGCUCUGUGCGGUCGCUCUAUUUCAUCGAAUUCCAAGAAAAGCGACACCAUAACCGACGGUUUUUGUUCCUGGUACUUUUGUUUUACAUAUGGAGCUGACGAGUGUAAUUAUGGACAACAACCCAAUGACCGCACACAAGUCAAAACACUAAAUGUCUGACCAUGUUUACUUCGUUUUUCUUUGCUUUCUUGUUUGCAUAUAAAAAGCUAAUAUUUUUUGCACAUCUGAUUCGUCUCUUUACUAGAAAAAUGUGUAACAAAUUAUGUGAUUUCUGCUUACAGGGUAGAGCUCAAAAUUACAAGUGUUUUCCGUCUGUAUGCAAAUAAACUGAACUCAUGAAAAUGACAAGGAAGAUGUACAAAUGUAAGGAAGUAUAUUUACAUUUGAACUAGUCUAGCAGUCUAACCGGUUUAAUCGCUCCUCGAUACUAUUGAAGUUUAGGAAUAUUUACAUAAGAUCAUAAAAAAUUUAAAUUCUGUCAGUAUUUAACCCAUGUCGUUUCAAUGUUGUAAAUGACUUUCUUCUGUGGAACACUAUAUAAUAGCUUAUUGAAACUUUAGAAUAACCCAUAUAAUCUAGUGAGAAGCUCACAGUUUCAUUCAGAGGCCUAAACUGAGCAAAAAUUUGUAAUCUAGUGCAGAUUGUUACUUACAUGACCAAAAAGUUAAAUGAAAUUUAGACGGUUUGUAAAGUAAAUAAUUUGUACAGAUUACGCAAAAAAAAA
Messenger RNA from Carassius auratus (goldfish), 1826 nucleotides. It is a transcript of the gene gpr160, whose product is annotated as G protein-coupled receptor 160. The transcript has a single exon. The record is from RefSeq and is a predicted model, not a curated record. Bases 356 to 1261 code for a protein of 301 amino acids. Lineage: Eukaryota; Metazoa; Chordata; Actinopteri; Cypriniformes; Cyprinidae. Gene Ontology annotation, cellular component: plasma membrane; signaling receptor complex.